AUGAGUAGAAUCAGUAAGAACGUGAUUUUGGUGCUUUUAACUUUGACAAGUUCUGCAUUUCUGCUAUUUCAGUUGUACUACUACAAGCACUAUUUGUCAACGAAGAAUGGAUCUGGUUUAUCAAAAUACAAAGGAAGCCAAAUUGGAUUUGACAGAACACAGUGGCGUGCAGUUAAAAAAUUUAUUAUGCUAACAUCCAGUCAAAAUGUACCCGUGUUCCUUAUUGAUCCUUUGAUUCUGGAAUUGAUUAAUAAAAACUUUGAACAAGUCAAGAAUACUUCUCAUGCCUCCUCCACUUCAGAAUGCAAGUUUUUCUGUGUUCCAAGAGAUUUUACUACAUUUGCACUACAGUAUCAACUAUGGAAGAAUGAGGAAGGCUGGUUUCGGAUAGCUGAAAAUAUGGGAUUUCAGUGCCUAAAGAUAGAGAGCAAGGACCCCCGGCUGGAUUGGAUAGACUCACUUUCUGGAACUGAAAUUCCCCUGCACUACAUCUGCAAAUUGGCCAGUCAUGCCAUCCACUUGGUGGUCUUUCAUGAGAGGAGCGGCAACUAUCUCUGGCAUGGCCAUCUACGGCUGAAAGGACACAUCGACAGGAAGUUUAUUCCUUUUCAAAAGUUACAGUUUGGUCGUUAUCCUGGAGCUUUUGACAGGCCAGAGUUACAACAAAUUACUGUUGAUGGAUUAGAUGUUCUCAUUCCAAAAGAUCCAAUGCACUUUCUAGAAGAAAUACCACACUCUAGAUUUAUUGAGUGUAGGUAUAAAGAAGCUCGAGCAUUCUUUCAGCAAUACCUUGAUGAUAACACUGUGGAAGCUAUGACCUUUCAGAAGCAUGCAAAGGAAUUGUUGCAACUAGCAGCCAAAACAUUAAAGAAGUUGGGAGUACGGUUCUGGCUGAGCAGUGGAACUUGUCUAGGAUGGUAUCGGCAAUGCAGCAUUAUUCCAUAUAGUAAAGAUGUUGACCUAGGAAUUUUUAUACAGGAUUACAAAUCUGAUAUUAUUUCAGCAUUUCAAGAUGCAGGACUCCCACUCAAACACAAAUUUGGGAAGGUCAAAGACAGCUUGGAAUUGUCUUUCCAAGGAAAAGAUGAUGUAAAACUUGACAUUUUUUUCUUCUAUGAAGAGACUGACCAUAUGUGGAAUGGAGGCACACAGGCCAAAACAGGAAAAAAGUUUAAAUACCUGUUUCCCAAGUUUACACUGUGCUGGACUGAGUUUGUAGACACAAAGUUUCGUGUGCCCUGUGAAACUGUUGAAUACAUUGAAGCCAACUAUGGUAAGACCUGGAAGAUUCCUAUAAAGACAUGGGACUGGAAGCGUUCUCCCCCCAACGUGUGGCCCAAUGGAGUCUGGCCUAUUUCUGAGUGGGAUGAAGUUAUCCAAUUGUACUGA
Molecule: messenger RNA, 1389 nt
Organism: Rangifer tarandus platyrhynchus (Svalbard reindeer)
Lineage: Eukaryota; Metazoa; Chordata; Mammalia; Artiodactyla; Cervidae
Source: the annotation of a GenBank genome assembly